AUGCUUUGUUGGCGGACCUUGAGUCCACAACAUCCCACAUUUCCAAGCGCCCGCUCUUCCUGUCUGACGAGACCGCCUACUCCUUCCCUGUUGGGGGUCAGAUCCAGCAGGACAUCUGCUCUCCACCCCAUGUGCCACCCACUCCCUCUGAGCAAAACGGACUAGAUGAAACAGAGUCUUUCAGCUCAGCUCAGAGAAGUCCCUGGUCCAGAGACAGCAGCAGUCCAACCCAACCCAUAGGUGAAGAGGACCACGUAUACAGUUUCCCUAAUAAGCAGAAGAGUAGUGAGUCAUCAGCUGUUGCCAUGAACUCCUUGGGCAGCAACCUGUCUGAGCUGGACCGCCUGCUGCUGGAGCUCAACGCUGUCCAGCAAAGCACCCCUGCCUUCGCCACAGAAGAAGAAGCAGCUCCCCCACUGCCUGCCAGCAGUGUCAUCCACCAUAUCCAGGAGAAUGGAGUCUCUACUGCAGGCAAGGUUGCUCCACCCACAAUGGAGAAGCCCAAACGCAGUACAGCAGCUCGAGGAAUAGAGGAUGUACGACCAAGUGUAGAGAGCCUUCUGGAUGAGCUGGAAAGUUCUGUGCCCUCACCCAUUCCCACACCGCUGGUUGUGUCAGACGAACAAACAGGUGGACUAGAGGAAACCCCAGCACAGCAGCAAGCCAGAAUGUCUGCCUCCUCUGCCACACGGGAGCUGGAUGAGCUAAUGGCCUCCCUGUCUGACUUCAAAGUCCAAAGCAACUCUGGCUCUCAGUUGUCUGUGAAUCAAGAGGCAGUAGACCCUUCAUUGGUAGCUGGUUCAGAAGUUGUCCAAGCAGUGGCCGCCCCAUCUAUAAAUCCUAAUAUUGGUUCCAUGGAUACUCUUUUACCUUCUAGUUACACUACUCCCUCCUGUACCCCUCUUCCACUGGAACUACAUAUAGAUGAAGAUGGUUGCUCAGCCCCUACAUCUCCAGCAGGUUCCACUGUACUGAUUGCAUCGUCCAAGAGCCUUCAGUACUCCCAGAUCCAACAGAUGGAUAAUGCCAGCAGUGUAACCUCUGAGAUUUCUCAUGUGGAGAGCCUCAGUAUCUCUAGUACCAUAAAGCCUCCUAGUCAAAAUGAAGCCAUCAGCCCUACACAUAUGUCAGUCACUAAAGUCUCUACUAGUAAAGUCUCAAGUCCAUUUGGAAAGAGAUUAAGUCCACUUACUGUUGGCAGAAGUUCUAGUCCAGUAACUGCUGCCAGGAGCUUUAGUCCAGUAGUCGUUUGCAAGAGCCCUAGUCCUGUUACUGUGUCUAUUAACCCUAAUCCCAUUCUUAGAGCCAAGAGCCCUAGUCCACCUGAUCUUAAAGGCUUCAAUCUAAAUCAGCCUUACAAGAGUCCAAGCCCAAUCCCUAAAAGCUACAGUCCACUUCCUAUUAGUCAUAGUCCAGAGGCGAAGACUGCUAGUCCAGUCACAGUUCCUAGGCUUUUAAGUCCAGUUCCAAAAAGUGCAAGUCCUGUGACAGUCCCUAAUAUCACUUGUCCCGUAACCAUCCCAAAGAGUGCUAGUCCAGAAACAGUUCCCAAAAGUGCUAGUCCAGUGUCAAUUCCAAGACUUUCAAGUCCAGUUCCAAAGAUUGCAAGUCCUGUGACAGUACCUAAUAUCUCUAGUUCAGCAAGUGUACCCAAGAGUUUAAGUCCUGAAACAUUGCCAAAGAAUGAUUGCUCAGUAAUACUCCCAAGGCGUUCAAGUCCAGUAACAAUUCCCAAGAGUGAAACUGCAGUUCUUAAGAGUCCUGCUUUAGUCGCCAGAAAAACUUACACAGUUCCAGGCACCAGCAGUCCCAGAGCUUCACCGGUUCAGCUUGCUGCUAUACCAUCAAAUAGCCUUCCCCUGGGUCUAGGAAGGUCUAGGUCUUCCCCUACAGAAAAGCAGGGAGGUGAAAUACUGGAUUUAACAUGGCCAUGCCGGGAGCCUUUACUGGAUGAUGCUUUAGACAAACUCUACUCCACCCAACCGAAUGAGAACCAGCAACUUGCCUUUGUUAUGCUUGGAGAUGAAGAUAGAUCUUGGGAGGAGGAGGAUGGAAUUUACCCUGAUCUCAGUCGAGAGGGAACCCUGACACCCAUGACUGAGUCCAGCUGGAUGGAUGAGUGUUUCACCCCCUCCACCUGCCCCGGGACACCAGAUGCAACGCUGGAGCUGCCCACACAGCAACCCUCUGCUGUUGAGCGACUAUCUGCUUCUGGCCAACUCAAGUCGGUUAUCCGGCGCACCAAAGAGACCUCCAAUGUGCAUCCAAUGUUCAGGGAGGGAAUGUUGCGGCGUAAAAUGGGACCGAUCAUUGUGAAUAAGAGCAACUCGCAAGACCGACUCAUUGAAGAGCUGCAGGGGAAACUGGGAAUUGGGCGAGCGGAGCGCAGGCGUAAACAGCCAGAUGAUUGGCUGACAGAAGGAGUCAUCGUUAUGUCCAACCCACAGCGAACACGGGAAGAAGGGGCCCAUCCAUGUGUGGAUAAGAUCCAGUCCCAGGGAAAGACUUCUCCCACCGGUCCCCCCAAACCAGCCAACAAGCUGGACAACAUGCUGGGAAGCCUCCAGUCCGACCUCAACAGACUCGGAGUCCAGACGGUGGCUAAAGGUGUCUGUGGAGCCUGCAAGAAACCCAUUGUUGGGCAGGUGGUGACUGCCAUGGGCAGAACGUGGCACCCCGAGCACUUUGUGUGCACCCACUGCCAGGAGGAGAUAGGCUCCAGGAACUUCUUUGAGCGUGAGGGGCAGCCUUACUGUGAGAAAGACUACCACAACCUGUUCUCACCACGAUGCCACUACUGUAAUGGACCCAUACUGGAUAAAGUAGUGACUGCUUUGGACAAGACCUGGCAUCCAGAGCACUUCUUCUGUGCCCAGUGUGGAGCCUUUUUCGGACCAGAAGGGUUCCAUGAGAAGGAUGGAAAGGCGUUCUGCAGAAAGGACUACUUUGACAUGUUUGCGCCUAAAUGUGGUGGCUGUGCCCGUGCCAUCCUGGAGAACUACAUCUCUGCUCUGAACUCACUCUGGCACCCCGAAUGCUUCGUCUGCAGGGAGUGCUUCACGCCAUUCGUAAACGGCAGCUUCUUUGACCACGAGGGCCAGCCGUACUGCGAGGCGCACUACCACGAGCGGCGUGGCUCGCUGUGCUCUGGCUGCCAGAAGCCCAUCACCGGCCGCUGCAUCACAGCCAUGGGCAAGAAGUUCCACCCAGAGCACUUAGUGUGUGCUUUCUGCCUCAAGCAGCUGAACAAAGGCACCUUCAAGGAGCAGAAUGACAAGCCCUACUGCCAAGGAUGCUUUGUUAAACUCUUUAGUUAGACUGUGUUUUUGUGUAUAAAUGUGUGUGUGUCCGCGCAUCUACACAUUUAUUUACAUGUCUGAAUGCACACAUGGAUGUGUGUGCACUCACAUGUCUCAGCAUGUAUGAGUCACUGAAGUGGUUUUUGAAAGUGAGGGCGUUGAUGGGCUAGUGGAUCACAUCAUAAGGGUGAGAAAUUACGAUACUAUUGAUAUUUGACAGUGAAGGGACUUCCCUGGCUCUCCAACCUCUCAGGCUUGGCAUUUCACACUUUUGCUAAAGACAUUUUAACAAAGCCCAAAGAGAUUUUUAGUUUAAGUUUUCCUGUGUGCAGCAACGAAAAUAACGUUAAUGUUCCCAUGUGCGUGUGUACAUAUACUAGCAUAUGAGGGUCGAAUUAAGAGCCCUGAUUUGUAAAUGAUAUUAUCCCCCCAUUGCAGGGCAAGACCUUGCACCAUAUGGUGGUUUUAGGCAGAUAUGAGACUGCUGCUUGAUUGCAUGGACCAUGGAGAGUUGAAUUAAGCAUUUUUGAAAUGUGUUGAGUGUUACUCAGUGAUUGGCCAAUGAGAGUGGGAAUAAUCUAUGAAAAAGAUGUAUUUUUCUAGCUUUGGAAACUAUUGCUGUGCCAUUUAAAAUAACUGUGAAAACACAGACACACACAGAACCCUUCCUUCCUCUUCAUUUCUUUUAAAUACCAGUUCAGAGUCUUUGCACACUCCAACCACUCAGAUCUCUUGACGAGACCGUCUUAAGGUGCAUUUUACAGGUGUCGGCAAGAUACUAGCCAGUCCUUAUUUUUCUACUGUUUUACUAUGAAAAUGUACCCAGAUGUUUGCUCCGUUUCAGCAUACAUUACAUUCACAUUUGUGCUCUUGUUAACAUCAUUGUUUCCCAUUGGCAGUGACGUCAAUCAUCGGAAAAUAACCACAUUGAACUUUUUUUUCCCUCUGUAGCAACUUGGAUCUUCCCUGCUGCAAAGUGUUUGUGUCAUUUACAAUAAUAAUGUUCAAAUAAAAGGAAACGUUUGCGACUCACGCUGACAAGAAUUAGGUCAAUAAGAAUAAUAUUUGUACUAUGGUUGUUAAUGUUGAACUUAUGGUGCAAUUUAAGCUAAAACAAAGUUUGUCUUUACUCCAGUUUAAAAGUUGAGAUUUCACUGCUGUAUGUUCCCACACAGAUAUCACACACAAUAAUCAUUCAAUUCAAUGCUCCAGUUCAGCCUUUUUUUUCCCUUAUAUUUUAUUAGCGCUACUGUUCAGUGUAUUAAAAUCUAUUAGUAAGGCUGUUUCAAAAUUUAAAAUAUGGUUGUGCAUUUGGAUUAGAAGCAUGCUUUCUUUUAUCUAUAUAGCUGUUUUCUCAGCACUCGCUGCCAGUUGCUGUUACAAUCAGGAUCCAAAUUUCUAUACCUGUAAUGUGCUCGACUUUGUGACAGAACUGUGUCCUGUCAGUUUUAAUGAAAAUACAUAUAUUUUUGAGCUGUUUGGGCUCACACUGAUAUGCAAAGAGCUGGCUCUAUUGGCAUGUAAGCUAACAAUAGUUUACCCUGUUCUCACACACACACACACAACACCUACCAGCUUGGAUUCCAGUGUGUCAGGAAACGCAGCCCUUUUUGUUUUUAUUAUGAGUCGCGAGCUAUGAUCCUGCUGUCUGAGUCGAUAUCAGCGCUUGGUUCACUGAUGGAAGCUGGAUGUCAGUGUUCAGGUCAGGAAUCAGGAUACAACACCGAGCCAGGGCCAAGGCUUUAGCAAAAUCUACGUAAUGACUCAUUUCAUUAUUUUACUUGCAGCUGUUUUGCAGCAUACAUAGACAAUGUGUGAUUAUUUUUUUGUUGUUGUUGUUUGACAAUGUUGCUUGUCUUUAAUUUUGAUCACUAGGUGUGCGAGGAGUGAAUACACAGUAUACACAUUCAGAUAGUUUUUACUUUGAGAAGAUGUUUGCUCUUGUGCCAAAUGUGUCAAUGCAAUAAGGUCUUAUACACUGUGGAGUUCUCAACCUAUCCUGUGAUUUGAUUCUUUAUGGGCUGAGGCUCUGUAUGGGAGAGGCUUCAUCUGCUGUGGUGCAUCCUAACUCCGAACACCCAAAAGUUUACACUGUAUUAGACAAGCCUUCUGUACUGAGUCAUUCAGCAGACCGUAUAGUGUACACUUGUAGCUGAUUCAGAUUUACAGGAAGUAGCAGGGGAAAAUGAACAGGAAUUGAGUUGCUUUUGCCCCGUGUAUAUUUAUCAGCUUAUAGUUUUUGCUUCUGUCAAAGAAUUCAUGAAAGAAAUCAAAGCCUUUUACUGUUAAUGAGAUUAAGUGAACUUUGCUUUAUAAAUGAGACCUUCAUGUGAUCUUUUACCAUUUGAAUUUUCUUUUGAGUCACAACUUUUCUUUGUUUGGGUGGGGUGUAAGCCUAUGUGGGUCCUGAUUAAUGACUGAUUAUUGUAACUGCUGCAAAUAAAAUAAGUACUUUAUUUCUGGCA
This is a messenger RNA of Morone saxatilis (striped sea-bass), 5764 nucleotides long. RefSeq names its product paxillin-like. Lineage: Eukaryota; Metazoa; Chordata; Actinopteri; Moronidae. Gene Ontology annotation, biological process: substrate adhesion-dependent cell spreading; transforming growth factor beta receptor signaling pathway; endothelial cell migration. The record is from RefSeq and is a predicted model, not a curated record.